This is a messenger RNA of Panicum virgatum (switchgrass), 1617 nucleotides long. RefSeq names its product high-affinity nitrate transporter-activating protein 2.1-like. The record is from RefSeq and is a predicted model, not a curated record. Bases 645 to 1256 code for a protein of 203 amino acids. Gene Ontology annotation, biological process: response to nitrate; nitrate transmembrane transport. NCBI's taxonomy places the organism in Eukaryota, Viridiplantae, Streptophyta, Magnoliopsida, Poales, Poaceae. Gene Ontology annotation, molecular function: nitrate transmembrane transporter activity. The transcript is spliced from 2 exons. Gene Ontology annotation, cellular component: plasma membrane.
AUUUCGUCGAGCCGGCCUGGUCGGCCUGGCCUGCAGCCACGCCAUCCAAGAACUCGACCACCCGGUCGCCGCGCCGCCGGACGCCGCCUCGCCACGCCAUGCGACGCCGACGCCGGAGGCGAACCCGCUGGUGCGCUGCGCUGAAUUAUUGCCGUUGCCCUGCCGUAGCGCGGGGGCAGAGAAGAGCCUCGCCCGUUCGUCCCGGCCGGGUCGUUUGGCGGCUGGUCUGCAAGCACGGUCGGAUCGAUGGCGGCCGCCGCAUCCCACCCGGCCGGAGACCUUUGGGGCCCCUGUAGAGCAAGUCAUCAGCCCCGCCAAGUGACCGGAGAGAUUAGAUUACAGAGCUACCAGCUGCUCCCCUGCUCUCGUCAAGAUCUGACUUUUUGAUCGCAUGAUUAGCGACUUGUUUACAGGCUCGACGAUUGAUCCGGCUCCACGCCGACAGGGCCGCGCGCGAGCGAGGUCAACUCCUCGCCCAGCGUGCCUAUAAAUUCGCUCUCGGCCUGUCCGUACUCCUCCAUCCCAACCCAACCCGAGCAGCGCUUCAGAUUCCUCGCCUCCGUCUCCGGCCACCGCGUACACGAGUCGGAUAGCGAGAGGGGAAGAGGCCGGCCGGCUCCCUCCGGUGUCGAUCAGGAGCAGCGAUGGCUCGGCGACAAGGGGCCGUGGCGUUCCCGUUGCUUGCGGCGGUGCUUCUCGGCGCCUGCCUGCCGGCGCCGGCCGCCGCGGGGGUGCUCCUCUCCACGCUGCCCAAGGCGCUCGCCGUCACCACCUCCGCCAAGCCCGGCCAAGUUCUGCACUCCGGCGUGGACAAGCUGACGGUGACGUGGUCUCUGAACACGACGGAGCCCGCCGGCGCCGACGCCGCCUACAAGAGCGUCAUGGUGAAGCUGUGCUACGCGCCGGUGAGCCAGAAGGACCGCGGGUGGCGCAAGUCCAACGACGACCUCAAGAAGGACAAGGCGUGCCAGUUCAAGGUCACCGAACAGGCCUACGCCGCCGGCAGCCGCGGCAGCUUCGAGUACACCGUCGCCCGCGACAUCCCCACGGCCUCCUACUACGUGCGCGCCUACGCGCUCGACGCGUCGGGCACGCAGGUGGCCUACGGCCAGACCGGCCCCGCCACCGCCUUCGACGUCGCCGGCAUCACCGGCAUCCACGCCUCCAUCAAGGUCGCCGCCGGCGUGUUCUCGGCCUUCUCCGUCGCCGCGCUCGCCUUCUUCUUCGUCAUCGAGAACCGCAAGAAGAACAAGUAGGGGGCGCCCGUGCGCAGCGCCAUGUCGUCGCCGGCGUGCUGAGCUCUGAAUUUCCGGCGGCCGGUCUUAAGCUGGAUUCCUCUGUGUCACGGAGACAGCACGGUGGCCGGCGCUUAAAAAAUGCUGGUGUGACGGUCGUCGGCGCUGCAUCCAUGGAUGGAUGGAUUUACACGGCGCAGCGCAACUACUUUGGUGUACGUUUUGUUUUUCGUCGUGUGCGUGAAGAUAUAAAGUAAUUUUGUUACGAACUUACGAUAAGUUUCUCUGGCUCUGGUGAUGUGGUUUGGAUAUGCGAUGCAAUGCAAAUUACCAAGAACAAGAAAAGCUUUUGCACAAAGGAUGCAAGUGGAUCAACUCAAAA